AUGCCAUUGGCGCAAAAGCCCCACCGCCCGAAAGCGGAUGUGGAGCUGCUCAGUCGAGAGCGCAUCGCUUUCGAGACGGCCGAAGACCUGCUGCGAAAUGCUGUCGGGAUGCAGACCAGCGAGAGCAAAAUCGCCGAUUUGGUGCAGUCGAAGGAGGCUGCCUUCGAAAUCCCAGCCAGCGUCUUAGUCUCCUUCCGCAGCAUCCCCGCGGCAGCGAAGAGCCUGGCCGACGACUGGGCCGGGCUGCUGAACGACACCAGAUCCCCCAAUCCCUUCAAAGCCAUCUCGGAAGGUCACCUGGAGUACGAAGCGCCGCCUGAGGCGGAGUUCCUUUGUGAAGGCAGGGAAGGUACCAAACUCAUCAUCGCAGACUGGCGAGAGGCGAAACCCAUCACUGAAGGGCUCAGCAAGCGUGGGCACAAGGGCGAUGCCCGCAUGUGCGUGGUCGCACGGUCGGAUAGGACAUUUCACCGUGCAUCCUAUUUCGUGGACAGCAUGGGCCAGGGUGCCGAGAUCGUGGUGGCGCCGGACUUCUCGCUUGAGAGCAUGGAGGAGUUCAUACGUACCUACAUGACCUACAUGCAGACUGCGCGCGAGACACUUCAUGCACCGCCAUGCACGGAGAUCGAACCGAUGCCGUUGCCUGUGCAGCCCAAGGCCGUUGAAGCGCUUUGCGGGAUGUCCCUGCCCAGUCUCCUCCAGGCUGUCCAGGACCCCAAGGUAGCAGCCGCACUGGAGCAGCUCAUUCUGCAAACCAUGUCGUCGCAAGUCUACGAGGAUUGA
Symbiodinium natans is the source of this 783-nucleotide messenger RNA. The record is from the annotation of a GenBank genome assembly. NCBI's taxonomy places the organism in Eukaryota, Dinophyceae, Suessiales, Symbiodiniaceae.